UCAAUAGGUAACUGUCGUACACUGAAGUUUGGCAGUGCAAUAAGAGACAAAGCCCUUGUUGGUCACCUAGUUAAAAGUUACGAAGUAAAUUCUAGAGAUGAUUGCGAGUUGCAAUGCUAUAUGGAGAGUACGUGCAUGUCAAUCAAUUUUGGACUUGGUGCAAAUGGAAAAUAUUUGUGUGAACUAAGUAGCUCAGAUCACGAAUUGCAUCCUCAAGAUUUGAAACAUAGAUCUGGCUUCAUCUAUGGGCCAACUCUGGUAAGAUAUAACGACAUAUAUAAAUAGAAGUGAAUAAAUGUUUUUUUUGUUUUUGUGUGUCCAAGCUUUUUUGAUGGUGUGGGUGGUAAAUCAGGAGUUGUGCUGACGGUAGUGGCCGGGAUGAGUGGUCAUACAUAAUCUUUUUUAAAAGGUCUUUGAGAAGUUAAAUCUUCUGGACUUACCCGCAGCCUUAAAAAGAAAAUCCUUGGUUCAUUCGUUUCGUGUUUUGGGGGCAGUCACUCCCUCAGUUCAGUGUUCUGUGGUAUGGCAAUAAGGCAUCUCUGUUUCUGUCAAUAUUACCUCAGAGACGAUUUAUUCGCGAGAAGAAUAGUUUAACCGGUUAGGUAUAAAAAUUAUCGGAGUAUGUAACACUGUACGUCACUGUAGUUGCAGAAAGACUAAGAAACUGUACGUUAUACUACUCUACCUUGAGUGAAACACUGCCGUUAAAAGCUUUCAGAGUUGACGGCUAUUUUUCAUAACCCAGUGACAAUGAUUCGCCGAUAACGUUAAAAUUCGUAAAUCUGCACAGUGGGUUUUUGAUCAUUUGAGCAUAUUAUUAGGUGAAUGGGCUUUAUCGUUACAUCUGUACUGUGAAUUUAUUUUCUUUAAAAAUGCAGAACUUCUGUGUUAACAGUCAGUGCUCUUCGAAUAGCCGCUGCCAAACAGGAUUUACUGACCGUGGAUACAGAUGCGUGUGUUCUGCUGGAUAUACAGGGGAAUAUUGUACAGAAGGUUAUACACUAGAUAUUUUUACUAUGUUAGUAAUCGCGUUUUUCACAGAGAAAUUAAACUGAUCUCUAUGAAUUUUGGCCCCCAUAAUGAAAAAUGGUGGAAAUCUUCGGCGAUUUUCUUGUAGGUUUGAAAACGUUGAAGAUACCAGCGUAAAAACUCAUUUUUGCUAAAAAAAAAAUGUAAAUAACUUUGAAACCCUACGACAGAUGUUAUGUAUGCGGUAAUGGCUGACUUCAAACUUGCAUACGAAACUAGAGAACUCUGAGGCUUAUUUCCUGAAGUUAGAGGGAAACAUUUGUCCAAGGAUUUCAGAGGUAUUUACAUUUUUUGUCGAAAUGCGGUUUUUAAUAUAAUCUUAAUAUAGAGAAUUCAUUUAUCCUAAAACCACUCUUACAACUGUAAUAUAAUGUUACUAUAUCAGAACUAAGAUCACUGAAAUUGCUAUGAAUACGUGGAGAUAUUCCUGAUGGACUUCGCAAAGUUGAAUAGAUUUUCUUUCCAGAUCGGGUAACGAACAACACGCUAUUUUAAACAAUAGGUUCGGCCCACCUUGAGCAAUAACUCCCAUCCUGCCAAAUGACCUCACAACGAAUGAUUUAGUAGAUUAAAUCUUGGUUAGCUGCAAAGCAGCUUUUACAACAUGAAAACUCCAUACAAAUGCACAAGAAUUUGUUACUAAAUAAAUAAAAAAUCCUUAUCAAGUGUCAAACAUUUUUGUGCCCUCUCUAGUUUAAUUAUAGAUUGCACUAAAAAGUGUCGGACAUUUCAUGCUUUAAAAUAAUUUGUACCCCUAAAUGUUAAAUAUCCUGAAUUUUCGCUAAAAUAUGCUCUUACUGGCUACAAAAGGCCUCAGGAAAUGUUACAAAUAAAUAACAUUUACUCUCACGCAAAUUUCGGUUUUAGGGGUUCUGGGAAAAGUCUCGACAAACCCUGGUAAUUCAUGCAAAGAUAUCAUGGAGAGGGGAGCUGCUACAGGUGAUGGGGAGUACUGGAUCGACCCUCAGAAAAAUGGAGACCCUUUAAAAGUCUACUGUGACAUGACAACUGAUGGAGGUAAACAAAUUAUAAAUGCGCUCUAUUUCCUGACUCCAUGCAGUUUGCAGUACUCACAAAAAGUAAAGGCUUUGAAAAGCCUACACUACAUAAAUACAAUGUCAAACCCAGAAAGCUCAAGAACGUUUGAUGGUAUGUGAGCAAAGUAACAAAGUUAACCUAUUACCUAGAUAAGAAAGAAAGAAUGAGUGAAUAAAGGCGUGGCGCCAAAGGGAUGGCCUAUUUAGGCCGCCCUCUGAAAGGACGACUUAAGACACAUAACAUAGAUAAAUACCAUGAAUUUUAAAUCACAAAAUGUCUUGUAACGCGAUACCGACUCGCUCGCGUCAACAGUUACAUUCCACCCUCGUAACGUGAGCUUGGGACGCCUGUGGUGAAGUGGGCUUUCUUUGACAUUAAGCAGUUACUUCUCUGUUCUCCCGAGACUAUUAUCAGUUUUUGGGUAAUAAAAUUUGCCCAUACAUAAUUUCUAACCUCAUGAGCAACACGUCGUUUUUACUUUUUUUCUUGCUGUAGGAGGUUGGCUUCUUGUGGUUAACAUCGUAGCUGAUGGCGUGCUUGGCGACAAUGAUUCCUGGACCGCUGAAACAUCAUACCGCGGGAUCAGUAAUUACCACAAUCAAAGAAUGGCCAUAACUGGAGAUGCUAUGAAGGGACUAAGAGCACACUUGAAAUUCACCCAACUGAGAUUCCACUGCAGCAAAAAACAAGGAAAUACUUUCCACGUCAUCACCGCCCCUAACAGCACCCGUGGAGAAGCUGUCGUCCGCUUUUUCAGUGCUGAAACAGAUAUCCAACCAUUUUCUUGCAAUUCGUUUAAAAGGAUGAGCGAUGAUAAUUCUAAACUGGCCGUGAAAUGUGAAAAGUGGGGAAGAAGUGACGGAAGCUCCUUCGUCGGAAAGUGGAGUGGCUUUAAAUCACCGAUUACGAGAAGAAUGCACAGCUACGUGGCGUUCUUUUACCGAAGCCGAUAUGUCGGGGCUAAAGUGAAUGGACAUAUACAUUGCGAUGACUAUGUAGAUGGUACAUUCUAUGAAAUGUCCGCAGGAGAUUUCUUCAAAAUCUAUGUUCGCUGA
Messenger RNA from Porites evermanni, 3122 nucleotides. NCBI's taxonomy places the organism in Eukaryota, Metazoa, Cnidaria, Anthozoa, Scleractinia, Poritidae. The record is from the annotation of a GenBank genome assembly.